ACUAUCUUUUCUCUCCUCCCUCCCUCCCUGCCCAGAUUGGACCCCCGCGUCAUCUUUGGACCUCAGAAUCCACUCGGGGACAAGUGUGUUAAUAGUCGUCGAGAUGGAGCGAAGCUUCGCCGGCCGCCGGGCGCUGGUCACCGGAGCGGGCAAAGGCAUCGGGAGGGACACUGCCAAGGCGCUGUUUGCUAGCGGAGCCCAAGUGGUAGCAGUGAGCCGGACCCAGGAGGACCUGGUCAGCCUGGCCCAGGAGUGCCCAGGAAUAGAGACUUUAUGUGUGGAUCUGGGAGACUGGGAGGCCACAGAGCGGGCUCUGAGUACCAUCGGCCCUGUGGACCUGUUGGUGAACAAUGCAGGUGUAGCCUUGCUACAGCCUUUCCUGGAAGUCACUAAGGAGGCUUGUGAUAGGUCUUUUGAUGUGAAUUUUCGGUCAGUGGUCCAAGUGUCCCAGAUGGUCGCCCAGGGGUUGAUAGCCCGAGGCGCCCCAGGAGCUAUUGUCAAUGUCUCCAGCCAGGCCUCCCAACGUGCUGUAAAGGACCAUGCCAUCUACUGCUCCACAAAAGGUGCCAUGGAUAUGCUAACCAAGGUGAUGGCUCUGGAGCUGGGACCCCACAAGAUCCGAGUGAACACAGUGAAUCCUACCGUGGUGAUGACUGCCAUGGGCAGGGCCAACUGGAGUGACGCCCAGAAAGCAGAGUCCAUGCUAAGCCGAAUCCCACUGGGCAAGUUUGCAGAGGUGGAGGACGUGGUGAACGCCAUCCUUUUCCUGCUGAGUGACCAGAGUGCCAUGACUACUGGCUCAGCUCUGCCGGUAGAUGGAGGGUAUCUGGUGGGUUAGGAGAUCUGCAUCCUGAACCAGGGGAAGGCAUCUGCUUUCUGUGCCUUAUUAAAUGUGUAUCAUCUGA
Molecule: messenger RNA, 905 nt
Organism: Vombatus ursinus (common wombat)
Lineage: Eukaryota; Metazoa; Chordata; Mammalia; Diprotodontia; Vombatidae
Product: L-xylulose reductase-like
Exons: 8
Coding region: 104-838 (244 amino acids)
Biological process (GO): xylulose metabolic process; glucose metabolic process
Molecular function (GO): L-xylulose reductase (NADPH) activity; carbonyl reductase (NADPH) activity
Source: RefSeq, a predicted model, not a curated record